CCCCAAUCUGUGUUAGGUAUGCAAAUUCUGCCAAGUGCCUUCUCUCGGUUAUCCGCAUUGGGCAUAACCGAUUCCUCGCUUUAUGUAACAUUAAUGACGUCUGGCUGCUUUUGAUACCAAAAGAUCCCUAAAAAACGACACCCGCUCCGCUACAAAGGAUUAAAAGGCCGCGUGUCCGCUAUGUUCCUUGCAAAGGGUUUCCGGUAACUGGUCAUAAAGCUGUUAGCUCGUAGCCUUAGCAUUAGCGUAUGCUAUCAACGAGUUCGCCGGUACAGGCGGACCCUCUUCUUUGUCUGACAGGCGAAGGCGUGCUCUUUGUUAGGGCUUUCCUCCUUUGUCCGUUCGGGAAAAAAGGAACUGUUAGGCCGGCGUUACGUAGCUAUCCGCAUCGCUCAAGUGGUUAGAAAAUGCAAGUCGCGAAAAAAUACUUCACAGAAGGCCUGAUUCAGUUGACCAUCUUGCUGAGUUUGAUUGGAGUUCGUGUGGACAUCGACCGCUACUUAAGCGGAGAGUAUUCGUCUCUCAUUGAAAUCAAUUUGGGUCCGAGCUCAGCCUACACCCAAACUCCGUUCCACAGUCCGAGAGACACUCUCUGGGGACACGCCGUUCACCCGAAAUGCCCCGAGUUGGAGGAUUUCUUCGCCAGUCGCCGGCUGCUCGACGAGGUUAGGACACUCGGUUCCCCGCGUUUCCCCACAGAGUUGAACGCAUGGCUGGUGCACCAAGUGUCGGCCAUUGACAAGUCUGACGGUGGGCAGCCUUCGACGAGCACAGACGCCGACGCGGACCCUGAAAGCUCGGAGGAUGACGCCCAACACCUGCACGACGGCGACCAGGAGCCGCAGCCGUCAGCUCCCCCAACGGGGCCCUGCGUGACCGGUGUCAACAGGGUUAUAAAACAGGAGGAUGUUGACGUGAAGGAGGAGGAGGAAUCUGCUCCCGUCACUCAACUGGCGCUCAGUUCCACUCUGGAACAAGAGAGCGUGUUGGAAGGCAUCACUUCACUGUCAGAGCCCCCCCAACAACCCCCUCCUGCAAGUGAUUUUGACCAGCAUUGGAGCCGCUUCCUGUCCAUGCCUGUCGCCGACCUCGAAGACUUGGACUCCCUUGUCACCGAGCGCCUGUCAGACUUCGACCCAGACGUGAACAGCGGCAUCAGUCUGGAUGCCACUUUGCUGGACGCCAUGGUUACCAGCGGCGGAGCUUUUGAUGGCAGGCAGCAGAGAUCCUUAUUCAGGCAGGAGUCCACCGGCUCCACACUCUCUGAUGCCUCACCGGGGAUGGCUCUGGGUCUGGCGGCGCUCCCAUUCGCGUCGGUGUGCAGCUUGUCUGGCGGCGGGUCGUCGCGGAACUCUCCAAGCGACUGCCUAGAUGAGGCCAUCUUUGAGCAGAUCAACCAGCUGGGCCUGGAGAGCCUGGACACCAUUGACUCCCGGCUGAUGGGCGCCUCGGCCGUCUUAGAACCGCAGGCCCUUGAGGAUUUGGACUCGGACUCUGGUCUCUCUUUGGAGAGCAGCUCUGGAGGUCCAGUCUCCCCAGGCUCAUCGGAGAUGUCGUCGUCAUCGUCAUCGAGUUCGUUCUGCGAAGACGAGUGCGGAGCCACGGGCUACAGCAGCGAGGCGGACUGGUUGCCGUCUAAAGGCUUGCCGGACCUGAGCGAGAGUGUGUGGCACGACCACAGCUACUCGUCUCCCGCCUUCUUCAACCCGCCGCCGCUCACCCUCGCCCACAAAGGCAUCAAGGAGGAGCCUCUGAGCGACGACGAAGGGCCAGGUCAGGAGGAGCGCGAGCUGAGUCGGGAUGAAGUGCGUGCCCGCGCCAUGUGCAUCCCCUUCUCCGUGCUGCAGAUCGUCAACAUGCCGGUGGAGGAGUUCCUGGAGCUCGUUGAGGGCCACGGCUUCACCGCCGAGCAGGUGACCCUCCUCCGGGACAUUCGCCGGCGCGGCAAGAACAAGCUGGCGGCGCAGAACUGCCGCAAGCGCAAACUGGACGCCAUCACGGGGCUCCAAGAAGAGGUGGAGCGGCUCCGGGCUCAAAGGGACCGGCUGCUGAGGGAGAAACAGAUCACGGCCAAGACCAUGGGCGCCGUGGGCCAGCAGAUUCGCCAGCUCACUAGAGACGUGCUGGCUCGGCUCAGAGACGAUUCGGGACGAGCCUUGGACCCGGAGACGUUCACCCUGCGGUGCGGGGCCAACGGGAGGGUCCUGGUUCAGCCCGUGAGGAGGCCAGCCGUCUCGGCGGCCAGCGGCAGUAAGACGGACAAGAGGAAAAAGGGCAAGAAGCAGUGAGGCUGCUUUUCUUUUUCUCAAGGUGGACUUUCUUGGCUGUGGAAUAUCCUCUUACAAAAGUGUGUGUGCGUGUGAGUGUGUGUGUGUUGAACCACUGCUGUUGCAAGUCGAAAACAGCUAACGCUGCCAAAAACAAAAGAACGCGACAAAAAGAGCAAACGAAAAAAGUGGAUAAAAAUCUGAGAAAUGUAGCUUACACACUGGAAGGACACUCUUGGCUUCUUUGAGGUGGACACUCUUUACUGGACUUUAGGACCUACACCUGCCUGUAAACUAUCCCAGCAUUCAUCACAAAUGUACCAGGUGUGUUCAGGCAGUAAAAAGAUUGCUGGUCCGCUGGUUAAAAGCUCUAUUUAUUAUUUCCACUUCCUGAAAUGCAUCAAAACUGUCACAUGACGGUGUAUUAUUUUUACUUCUAUAGUAGCAACGUUAUCCUGCAGCGAUAAACGAGAUUAUACACAGAAUAAGUUUACAGAUUGCUUCCAAACAAGGUGAAAAAUGAAUAGAUUAUGUCUCGAUGACAUAUACUAUAGACCAGGAGUGUCCAAACUAAGGCCCGCGGGUCGGCAUCUUCAAUUUGGACUGCAAGAUGGCGAGGACAUGAGUUCAAUAAGCAAAUGUAGUCGUAUCAUAUACAAGCGGACAGAUAUCAGCUAUUGUCACCAUCUGGUGGCCACUCAAAGUAAAUCAACCAUUAAUUGAACCUACCAGGAAAUACUGCUCAACAUUUACUCUUAUGACCCAAUCCGAACAAUCUUCCUUAGUCAUGGUGCACAAUAAUUCAACACAAAUAGUCACAUGGCUACUGUGUCACUAUCUGGUGGCCAAUGCAAGUAACUCAAUCAUUAAUUCAACCUAUGAGGAUGCACUGCACACAUUUACUUAUUAAAUCCAGUCCGAACAACCUUCCCUAGUCAUGGUGCACAAAAAUUCAACACAAAUGUUUACACAGCCAUUAUGUCACCAUCGGGUGGUCAAUGCAAGUAACUCAACCAUUAGUUCAACUUACAUGGAAAAACUGCACACAUUUACUUAUAUGACCCAAUCUGAACAACGUUCCCUAGUCAUGGUGCACAAAAAUUCAACAGAGGUAUUCACACAGCCAUUGUGUCACUAUUGGGUGGCCAAUGCUAGUAACUCCACCAUUAAUUCAACCUACAAGGAACGACUGCACACAUUAUUUUAUGACCCAAUCCAAACAACCUUCCCUAGUCAUCGUGCUCAAAGAUUCAACACAAAUGUUCACACAGCUAUUGUGUCGCCAUCUGGCGGCCUAUGCAAGUAACUCAACCAAUAAUUCAACCUACAAGGAAAUACUGCACACAUUUAUUUAAAUGACCCAAUCUGAACAACCUACCCUAGUCAUGGUGCACAAAAAUUCCACACAAAUGUUCACACAGCCAUUGUGUCACCAUCAGGUGGCCAAUGCUAGUAACUAAACCAUUAAAUCAACCUACAAGGAACUACUGCACAACAUCUACUUAUAUGACCCAAUCUGAACAAUCUUCCUAAGUCCUGGUGGACAGAAAUUCAACACAAGUAGUCACACAGCUAUUAUGCCACCAUCUGGUGACCACUGCUAGUAACGCAACCAUUAAUUCAACCUACAAGGUAAUAUGGCACAUAUUCACUUAUAUGACCCAAUCCGAACAACCUUUCCUAGUCAUUGUGCACAAAAAUGCAACACAAAUGGUCACACAUCAGAAAGUAACUCAACCAUUAAUUCAACCUAUAUGGAAAUACUGCACACAUCUACUUAUAUGACCCAAUCCGAACAAAUGGUCACACAUAACACUACAUGCUCAUUGAACUUUGUGGAUAUUGUUUAAAAAAACAUGCCCAAUCACCAUACAAAAAGUAUCAAUCACACUCAUUUAAAUCCAUCACAAGGGAUGAUGGGAAAAAUGCAAAACACGCUACACUUAUACAUGUUUGGCACAUUUUUGCUGCUUGAUAUUUUUGAUUGGUUAAACAACUUUAAGGAGGUAGUAGUAGUUGAAAUUUCACAUACACUUAAUAACCAAUUCUAGCAAUUAUGAAUUAUAUCUACUUUAUAUUAUUGUAUAUAUAUAUAUAUAUAUAUAUAUAUACACACACUAUAUUGCCAGAAGUAUUUGGCCACCUGCCUUGACUCCCACAUGAACUAACCCAUAGGGUUUAAUAUGAUGUCGGUCCACCUUUUGCAGCUAUCACAGCUUCAAUUUGUCUGGGAAGGCUGUCCACAAGGUUGCAGAGUGUGUUCAUAGGAAAUUUCGACCAUUCUUCCAAAAACGCAUUUGUGAGGUCACACUGAUGUUGGUGGAGAAGGCCUAGCUCUCAGUCUCCGUUUCGAAUUCAUCCCAAAAGUGUUCUAUCGGUUCAGGUCAGGACUCUGUGCAGGCCAGUCAAGUUCAUCCACACCAGACUCUGUCACCCAUGUCUUUAUGGACCUUGCUUUGUGCACUGGUGCACAGUCAUGUCUGAAGAGGAAGGGGCCCGCUCCAAACUCUUCCCACAACGUUGGGAGCAUGGAAUUGUUUAAAAUGUUUUGAUAUCCUGGAGCAUUCAAUGUUCUAAGAGGCCAAGCCCAAUUCCUGGAAAACAACCCCACACCAUAAUUCCUCCUCCACCAAAUUUGGCACUCGGCACUAUACAGUCCGAAAUGCACCGUUCUCCUGGCAACCUCCAAACCCAGAGUGGUCCAUCAGAUUGGCAGAUGGAAAAGCGCGAUUCAUCAUAACUGUGGCCGGACCAAGUGAUUGGGACGUCUGAUUCUGAUCAUUUGGAUGGGUGGCCAAAUACUUUGGUAGUAUAGUGUAAAAUAGGAGUUACUUAGCAUACCCCCCCAGUCAAAAGGUUUGGACAUCCCUGCACUGUACCAAUAAUGAAACUAACCAGUUAUGUACGCUGGAUGUUUUAUUAAAAACGCUCUACAGUUAAGCAAAGGUUAUUUUCUACCUCACGCUUGAAAUCAUUUUAAAACUUUUUUUUUUUUUCAUUUGAAAAAAGUUGAGGGAAAAAAAUCCCUAUUUCAGGGGGAUUGAAGUGCACUCUUAAGUAGAACUCCUUGGCGGAAUGUCCACCUAAAAAAAAUAAAGUAAUACAAUCAUCUUUUUUCUGAAUGUUUGGAAGCACCGUCGAGGUUGCUGUGCUUUUUUUGCCUUCUGCUCUAUGAAGUCUUCGAGGUGAGGAAACUCGGUUCAGAGACUUGCACAAAGUAGUUUCAUGAAGUAGUUUCUUUUCUAUUUUUUUAUUUAUCUGGUGUGACUGACUUUGCUUUUUAUAUAUAUAUAUAUAUAUAUAUAUAUAUAUAUAUAUAUAUAUAUAUAUAUAUAUACAUAUGUGUGUUGUUUUCUUUUGCUGCUGGGCAAAUGUCGAUUGCAUGAUGUUGUAUGUUGAUAGUCUGCUCUCUGCUUGGGACUUGUAGAUGUUUUCUGACAUGAAUCUUUCUGAUUAAAAAAAAAAAAACUA
Molecule: messenger RNA, 5738 nt
Organism: Nerophis ophidion (straightnose pipefish)
Lineage: Eukaryota; Metazoa; Chordata; Actinopteri; Syngnathiformes; Syngnathidae
Gene: nfe2l3
Product: nfe2 like bZIP transcription factor 3
Exons: 5
Coding region: 408-2288 (626 amino acids)
Biological process (GO): regulation of transcription by RNA polymerase II
Cellular component (GO): nucleus
Molecular function (GO): DNA-binding transcription factor activity, RNA polymerase II-specific; RNA polymerase II cis-regulatory region sequence-specific DNA binding
Source: RefSeq, a predicted model, not a curated record